CCGGCGCAACGCAGCCCGGGAACUCGAUCUCCCGGCUCCCCGCGCGGCUAGGGUGCUUCUCUGCGAUCAGGAAACGCGAAAGAUGGCGACUGCUCGGCGACGUUGAGGCCGCGUUAGGCGGUUCAGGCGCAGGGUGAUGGCAGGAGAACUGGCUGACAAAAAGGACCGAGAUGUGUCACCUUCUAAGGAGGAAAGAAAGCGAUCCCGGACUCCUGACAGAGAGCGAGACAGAGACCGGGACCGGAAGUCUUCCCCAUCUAAAGAUAGGAAGCGGCAUCGGUCUAGGGAUAGACGUCGUGGUGGUAGCCGCUCUCGAUCUCGUUCCCGUUCUAAGUCUGCAGAGAGAGAACGGCGGCACAAAGAGCGAGAUCGAGAGAAGGAACGGGAUCGGAACAAGAAGGACCGAGACCGAGACAAGGAUGGACACCGCCGGGACAAGGACCGUAAGCGGUCCAGCUUAUCUCCUGGCCGAGGGAAAGACUUUAAAUCUCGGAAGGACAGAGACCCUAAGAAGGAUGGAGAGGAUGAGCAUGGUGAUAAGAAACCAAAGAUUCAGCCACUAUCCUUGGAGGAACUUCUGGCUAAGAAAAAGGCUGAGGAGGAAGCGGAAGCUAAGCCCAAGUUCCUCUCUAAAGCGGAGCGGGAGGCUGAAGCUUUAAAGCGACGGCAGCAGGAGGUGGAAGAGAGACAGAGGAUGCUUGAAGAAGAGAGGAAAAAGAGAAAACAGUUCCAGGACUUGGGCAGGAAAAUGCUGGAAGACCCUCAGGAACGGGAACGACGAGAACGAAGAGAGAGGAUGGAGCGAGAGACCAAUGGAAACGAGGAUGAGGAAGGGCGACAGAAGAUCCGGGAAGAGAAGGAUAAGAGCAAGGAGCUGCAUGCCAUUAAGGAGCGUUAUCUGGGUGGCAUCAAAAAACGGCGCCGAACAAGGCAUCUCAAUGACCGCAAAUUUGUCUUUGAGUGGGAUGCAUCUGAAGACACCUCCAUUGACUACAACCCUCUGUACAAGGAACGGCACCAGGUGCAGCUCUUGGGGCGAGGCUUCAUCGCAGGCAUUGACCUAAAGCAGCAGAAACGAGAGCAGUCACGUUUCUAUGGUGAUCUAAUGGAAAAGAGGCGAACCCUGGAAGAGAAGGAGCAGGAGGAGGCAAGACUCCGCAAACUUCGCAAGAAGGAAGCCAAGCAGCGCUGGGAUGACCGCCAUUGGUCUCAGAAGAAGUUAGAUGAGAUGACAGACAGGGACUGGCGGAUCUUCCGUGAGGACUAUAGCAUCACCACCAAAGGGGGCAAGAUCCCCAAUCCUAUCCGAUCCUGGAAAGACUCUUCUCUGCCUCCACAUAUCUUGGAAGUCAUUGAUAAGUGUGGCUACAAGGAGCCAACACCCAUCCAGCGUCAGGCAAUUCCCAUUGGGCUUCAGAAUCGUGACAUCAUUGGUGUGGCCGAAACUGGCAGUGGCAAGACAGCAGCCUUCCUCAUCCCAUUGCUGGUCUGGAUCACCACGCUUCCUAAAAUUGACAGGAUUGAAGAGUCAGACCAGGGCCCUUAUGCCAUCAUUCUGGCUCCUACCCGUGAGUUGGCUCAGCAGAUUGAGGAAGAGACCAUCAAGUUUGGAAAACCACUAGGUAUCCGAACUGUGGCUGUCAUUGGUGGCAUCUCCAGAGAAGAUCAAGGCUUCAGGCUGCGCAUGGGUUGUGAGAUUGUGAUCGCCACCCCGGGACGUCUGAUUGAUGUGCUGGAGAACCGAUACUUGGUGCUGAGCCGCUGUACCUAUGUGGUUCUGGAUGAGGCAGAUAGGAUGAUUGACAUGGGCUUUGAGCCAGACGUCCAGAAGAUCCUGGAACACAUGCCUGUCAGCAACCAGAAGCCGGACACGGAUGAGGCUGAGGACCCAGAGAAGAUGUUGGCCAACUUUGAGUCAGGAAAACAUAAGUACCGCCAAACAGUCAUGUUCACGGCUACCAUGCCUCCAGCAGUGGAGCGUCUAGCCAGAAGCUAUCUCCGGCGACCUGCUGUGGUGUACAUUGGCUCUGCAGGCAAGCCCCAUGAACGUGUGGAACAGAAAGUCUUCCUUAUGUCAGAGUCAGAAAAGAGGAAAAAGCUGCUGGCAAUCUUGGAACAAGGUUUUGAUCCACCCAUCAUCAUUUUUGUCAACCAGAAGAAGGGUUGUGAUGUGUUGGCCAAGUCCCUGGAGAAGAUGGGGUACAAUGCGUGUACACUGCAUGGUGGAAAAGGCCAGGAGCAGCGAGAGUUUGCACUGUCCAACCUCAAGGCCGGAGCCAAGGAUAUUUUGGUGGCUACAGAUGUGGCUGGUCGUGGUAUCGAUAUCCAAGAUGUAUCUAUGGUCGUCAACUAUGAUAUGGCCAAAAAUAUUGAAGAUUACAUCCACCGCAUUGGCCGCACAGGGCGAGCAGGCAAGAGUGGUGUAGCCAUUACCUUCCUCACCAAAGAGGACUCUGCUGUGUUCUAUGAGCUGAAGCAAGCCAUCCUGGAGAGCCCAGUGUCAUCUUGUCCCCCAGAGCUAGCCAACCACCCAGAUGCCCAGCACAAGCCAGGCACCAUCCUCACCAAGAAGCGCCGGGAAGAGACCAUCUUUGCUUGACACAUUUCCACUGGAUUAAGGGCAUGCUUUGAAGCUGUCUGACUCCUAUUCUUAAGACCCUUGUACCUCUUUCCAGAUUCUCAUUCUUGGGUUUUGGGGGCUUAGGAAACAGACUUCCUGGCCUAGACCUUCAGGUCUGGAGACCUGUGUGUGGGCUGCAAAGGGACAGGAAGAUGCUGUAGGAGGCAGGGAGAACAGUUACCAGUGUUGGCUCAUCUUUGCCCUUCACUGCUUUGUGACUGUCCUGGUUAUGGGGUACCUGUGUAGCAUUACCCCAAGACUGAACAGUACCUGGUUAGGCGGAUGAAACCUUCAGCAGAUGUCAAUGUGUAACUGUAUGCUGCAGUGACGUUGUUCCCGAAAUGACCCAGGGGAUCCGGUACCAUGAGGAUUGUGGACCUUGGACUCUGUCACUUUGACAACCGUUUUCCCAUUUGGAGUAUAAAACAGGUUGAGAGCCUUUAGAACUCUACAGUCCUGUGCCACGGGUGCUGUGCACUCUAGGCAUCCCUCCCCCAGGGAUUUUUUUUUUAGAUAUGGGGACAGGGUGAGCUGGCUGUGUCCAUUUUUAAGUCACUGAGUGAAAUUUCUGUUUUCUAUUCUCUGAGAAGAUAAGUUUGUAUGUUCUGAGAAUAAAUACAUAAAUAUUAA
This is a messenger RNA of Nannospalax galili (Upper Galilee mountains blind mole rat), 3250 nucleotides long. It is a transcript of the gene Ddx23, whose product is annotated as DEAD-box helicase 23. The record is from RefSeq and is a predicted model, not a curated record. The coding region runs from base 137 to 2599 and encodes 820 amino acids. Lineage: Eukaryota; Metazoa; Chordata; Mammalia; Rodentia; Spalacidae. Gene Ontology annotation, molecular function: RNA binding; ATP binding; RNA helicase activity. Gene Ontology annotation, cellular component: catalytic step 2 spliceosome. The transcript is spliced from 17 exons. Gene Ontology annotation, biological process: mRNA splicing, via spliceosome.